Molecule: messenger RNA, 2418 nt
Organism: Mauremys mutica (yellowpond turtle)
Lineage: Eukaryota; Metazoa; Chordata; Testudines; Geoemydidae
Gene: NFAM1
Product: NFAT activating protein with ITAM motif 1
Exons: 7
Coding region: 193-1152 (319 amino acids)
Biological process (GO): regulation of B cell differentiation; B cell receptor signaling pathway; positive regulation of B cell receptor signaling pathway
Cellular component (GO): membrane raft
Molecular function (GO): transmembrane signaling receptor activity
Source: RefSeq, a predicted model, not a curated record
AGAAGGCAGCUGUGUCUACCAGGAACAGCCUGCCUGUUGCAUUGUGUUUCCCACCCCGCUGCCUCCCCGCCUCUUCCCUUGCAAAAGGGAAGGGAGAAACGACAUCUCAAUUGUGGAGAUACCUGACCAAAACCAUCUCUCGUCCGUUGGCGUGUCAGAUCUGGUUGUUUUCUUACAGCCUUUGACCCUAUCAUGGCCUCCGGUCUAAACGCCAUCUUCCUUCUUCUCUGGCUCCUUCAGCGUGGAGGACGGCAGGUUGGUGGACAGAAAGUCUCAGUAAAACAAACCCCCCUGAUCCAGGUCGCUUUUGCCAAUGAAAAUGUAUCUAUGACGUGCCUGGUCAGCUACCCCUACAUGAAUGAAUACAUCACCUUCACAAUCCAUUAUUACUGGGUGAACUCAGAAGGCAAGAUAGUCACCAUCAACAAUCAUUCCGUAUCUGAAACAAUCCCCACUGGACAGACAAACCAGACAACAGAGAAGGAUUACCCACAUACAGUUGGGACACCAGAAAACCCCGCUGCUACUGGCACCUACUACUGCAAGGCCAGUUGGAGACGCAAAACAGAAACAGGAAAUGGGGUAUUCAUCCUUGUUAGAGACACAGGGUACAGAGAGCCCUCCCCGGGCAUGUGGAAAUUUCUCAUCGCUCUUACUACUAUCCUCACCAUACUGAGCAUCACUGAAACAGCUCUGCUGCUGUGGAAGAGAAAGAAAUACAAGAUGCAUGCAAACAUUUAUUUAACAUUUUGGAAUGUCAUGUGUUUACAACAGAUCUGUCAUUUAGUGUCUCGUCCUAAGUUGGUGGUGUGUCCUGGGAGAUGCCCAGAUGUCCUCCAGAGAUGCCCAGACCUAAGCACAGGAGCCCAAGCCCCUUCAGGAAGCUCAGAACCAUCUGGCUCCAUCUACACUUGCCUAGAAUCCCACCAAGCUGAGGUCUAUUCUGUCCUUGAGGAUAACACGAACAGCUUGUCGCUUGAGAAGAAUCCCACUGCUACGCCUCAAGACAUGAACAUCUCGCAGCCAGACAGGGUUGAAGACAGAAAUGAAGACUGUGGGAAAACAGGGAAGAAGAAGAAAAAGAAGAAAGAAAUGAAAUCUCAGCAAGAAACUCUGGAAGAACCCUUUGAUUCCCUGUAUGAGAAUAUCUAAGAGGAAAGACUAAUCGUGCUUGGACUACACAUCUCUGAGUAUGAGGGAACUGCCCCUCACAUCUUUAGUAUCCAUCUGAAUUCUCCAGAGACUCAUGGCACACUGAUGGCAGAGCCCCACGUUGGUCUCUUUCUAACCUGUUCUUUAUGGACCUCAGAAUUCCUUUGUUCUGCUCUCAGGGUGGCCCAGGCUGCAUGGGUGCGCCUGCAGAGGAUAUUGCUUUCAGUUAUUUAUAAGUCUGACUAUUAGCGAUUGUUUUAGUCAGGAUCUGUGCAAGUUUCCCUCACCCAGCUCUGGCGAUGCAUUUGAGUCUUGAUCUCUAGCACUUGUUGUACAAUACAGGGACCCCACUACUUUCUUUGACAGUGCACCUCAAUCCUGACCUGCAGCCCAUGCUAUCCCACUCCUAGCUCUCUCCUGUCAUGUCAAUAUGAACUUGAUAUAUGUCUAUUGAGGACCUGAUUGGGAGCCAAGGACCCCUGUUACCACCUUCCCUUUCUCAACAACUUCAAGCUGAAACAUGCUGAUGCAUAAAGCAAACUGACCUGCUAGCCCUGUACUGUAACUGCAGAUAUACAGUACAGCCCUGUGCUGCUCUGAAACAGUCUGUCGGAUUCAGCUCUGCAGGGUGAAUAUUUUCCUUUGAAUGCAAUCAACAGAAUAUGGUGGGGGGAGGCAGCAAGAAAAGAGAUGCAGAAAAUGAAGGAGUCUUCCCUGCCUGUGGACAUGUCUCAUUGGUGAUGUUCCUCCCAUGAUAAACUAUUUGGAGACAGGGCUUGUGAGAGCAGCUGCCCUGCUGGACUCUGUUCCGUUUAUAACCCUGUCCCAGGCUGAUGUCCCUCCCAGGAAGGGUGCUUAGAGGGAGCGUUAACAUUCUUCUUUUUAAUAGGUAUUGUUACAUAGUGUGAUUGGUUUUUUAAGCUCUGGCGUGGGCAGAUGUAAUAUCUUGGGGAGAAAUUGUCACCCCAUUGAAGUCAGUAGGAGUUUUGACAUUUAUUUCAUUGGGGCCAGGAUAUCACUCCUGGUGUUUAGAGUGGUAUUUCAAAAAAUGCAGCUAAACCAGUUUAUCAGACUCACAGUAUAUGGAGUAGAGGCCCUGUGUGUGAAUUUUCCAUCCAAGCUCUUAUCCUUGCCAUCACAUGGAUCUAGCCCAGGGGUGGCCACCCUGAGCCUGAGAAGGAGCCAGAAUUUACCAAUGUACAUUUCCAAAGAGCCACAGUAAUAUGUCAGCAGCCCCCAUCAACUCCCCCCACUCCAGCCCCUAGC